AAUUGUUUCACCGAAAGUUUGCGAGCUAGCACUACCUGUUACGGUUGUCGUACUCCAACCAACCCAGUAGUUUUUUUUAUCCUGAUUGCUAGCAAAGCAUGUCGACCCCCACUCCAGAAGGUUCCGGGCCCGCGGGCGUGGCCGGUAACAACCGCAAGCUGCAGCAGACACAGGCGCAGGUGGACGAGGUGGUGGGCAUCAUGCGGGUGAACGUGGAUAAGGUUCUGGAGCGGGACCAGAAGCUCUCAGAGCUGGAUGACCGGGCGGACGCCCUCCAGGCCGGAGCCUCGCAGUUCGAGACCAACGCCGCCAAGCUGAAGAGGAAGUUCUGGUGGAAGAACAUGAAGAUGUGGGGCAUUUUGAUAGCUGUCUUCCUCAUCAUCAUCAUCAUCAUCGUCAUUUGGGCUAACUCCUAAAGCGGGAUUGAAGAGACGAUAGAAGAAAAAGGCAGCGGAUGAGGAGAUGGUGAUGAACUUGCUUCCAGCACUAAAUUGUUGUAACCUGCUGAGUUCCAUUGCAUUUGUUUUUGUAAAAUAUACUGAACAAGGUUUUUUUUUUUUUUGGUUUUUUUGUGUGUGUGUUUAUUAAUUAUUGAUUUGAGUAGCCUGGCUGGACAAGAAAGACAAGUGCCUGACUUUUUUUUCUUUCUUUCUUUUUUUUCUUUUGCCCCCUCUAUCUUCCUCUUCCUUGCACAAUAAUUUAUUUGAGUCACUCUGUAUACAUCCUGCAUACAGGUUCAACAGCACCAAGAAAUUCUGUCUGUUAUUGCUGAAGAAAGAAAUCUCUCAAUACCUUAUGAUCUCUCUAUCAAUAUGAUUUCCAUACUACCUUUUAAUUUAUUUUAUAUGUUCAGGCAUGCAAUAUUUUUUUAAAUGAUAAUAUAAUAGCUGCUCUUUACAAAAUGGUUGAUUAGAGAAAAAAGAAAAGUAAAUUUUUGGCUGAUAGAAGUAUAUAGUGGUUGUAAUUAAGUGCAGAAUUUAAUGCUUGGGUAUUUAUUUCUAAAUUACCCUCCCAAACCUCAGCACUAAUCAGGUAAAGUCUGGUGUUCCCACAACAGAAAUGUGCGUAUUAUGUUCAUGUUUUAGGCAGUAGCAGAUUGUGAGUUUGACAAGAUUACAGAUAGAUUUUAGAAACACUUUUCAGGAAGUGUUACCAAAAAGAAUUCUUCUAACACCAUUUACUGCAGUUUGUUUCCUGGAUUUAAGUAGAGCCAGUUCUUUGAGUCAGGCCAUUGUGUCCAUGUGAAUGUUGUAAGGAUUGAAGUCAAAUGUGUGGUGCACUAGCUGCCUUGUGAUUUAUAAAUGCUUUCUUCACUCACGCCUCAAAUACACAACAAAAGCACAAGAACUCAGCCCGCCUCUGUGAAAAACAUGGCUGCCAAAGUCAACCACUUUUCAGGGCCCUUGACCAAUCCAUAGUGCCUUGCAAGUCCCAUGAGGCAAAAGCAGAGAAGGUGACUGGAGAUGGUGCCAGACUAUUUGAAAGCCCUGCAUUUUUAAAAAGCCUGCCAAUUGUGGCUCUGAAAUUAUAUAUCUGUUAAACCGUACUGCUCAUUUUUAUCAGGAGAAAAUUGCUCUCUACUACUAAAAGCAAAGAUUGGUUCAAAGCAGAGCUCUGCCGCCUAGUAUCGGCGACGCUCCAUUUUUCAGUCAGGAAGGAAAGGCGGUUGGGUGGUCAUAACGGAAGCUUGUCCAUGAACAAAAUGUCCAAAUCGGCGCACUUGCCUAUAAUUGAGUUACAACGUGUAUACUCGAUAGUAGACAGCUGCGCUGAUUCGAACAUGGCCAAAGUUGCAAGUAAAUCAAGGGAAUAACACGUAGUGUUCCUAUCAAGAUCGCUGGGCAUUGAUCAUUGGAAUUUCAAAUAUCAGAGGUUCAGUCUGUAUGUUCAAGUGCCAAACCUGUCUGAUUUUAGACCUCCUUUGAAUGUGUGUAUAUUACAAACAAGUGCAAUUAUUUUACAUUGUUUCCUGAAAGCUGUUGAGCUUUCGGUUUGCUUGUACUGUUGCUUAAUAAAACUGAUUUAAUACGUU
Messenger RNA from Conger conger (European conger), 2032 nucleotides. RefSeq names its product vesicle-associated membrane protein 3-like. Gene Ontology annotation, molecular function: SNAP receptor activity; syntaxin-1 binding. The coding region runs from base 99 to 416 and encodes 105 amino acids. NCBI's taxonomy places the organism in Eukaryota, Metazoa, Chordata, Actinopteri, Anguilliformes, Congridae. Gene Ontology annotation, cellular component: SNARE complex; plasma membrane. The record is from RefSeq and is a predicted model, not a curated record. Gene Ontology annotation, biological process: vesicle fusion; vesicle-mediated transport; SNARE complex assembly. The transcript has 5 exons.